Messenger RNA from Symbiodinium necroappetens, 1593 nucleotides. The record is from the annotation of a GenBank genome assembly. Lineage: Eukaryota; Dinophyceae; Suessiales; Symbiodiniaceae.
AUGUCACGGUCUGCGGCACUCUGCUUCGACGACAACCUCGUGUCGACAAGGGAGCUGCGCUUCGCAUCGACCGAGGAUGUGAGCGCACUUCGGACCCACCUUUGCUGCUUGUCAGCCCGCCUUAUGUUUCUUUUGUCACAUGGCCUCUUGGUCGUGUCCAUUGCAGCCUCCUUGGCGACCAUCGAGGCAGGCCAAGCAAACUGGUGGCUGAUAUUCCUUCCUGUUUGGAUCGGAAACACGUUCUGCCUUCUCCUGCUGACAUUCUCCUGGUGCGCAUCAUGUCCGUAUAUAAAGCGCUGCCUCGCAGAGCGCACGCCACGUCUCAACAACCAUCCCAGCAUCUUGACAGAGAUACUUCCUGAGAUUGUGUUAACUCUUCCUGGGCUGACCUUUGUAGUGUUGGCCAUUUGUGCAGAGCACAGCUUCUGUGCGUACCUGAUGUCGGUCCAGCAAGGGCAGCCGCAGUCCAUAACUAGCUGCGCGGUGCUCUUCAGCAUGCUCGCCUUGCUGGCUGUUUGUCAGGGUGCCCUCUUCAGGGACAACUCUGUCCUUUGGCUCUCUUUAGGCUUUGGGCUGCUUUUCUCGACGAUUGCGUUUGCAGCCUGCAAAGGUGACUGCCCGGCACCAGGCAAAGCAGUGGUCGUGAUGCCUUUUUGGCUGUCAGUGCUGUGCCUAUUGUUGGCUUCAGUGCGGAGGAUGCGCAGAUAUGCCCACGUCUUACAGCAAGAUGAGUUGAUUUUGCUUCGCAUUGAAGCGGGGCUUUUAGCCCUUUUGGCUUUGUGCCUCCUUUCCGUAUUGGCAAAGGCAUGGCAAGCAAAGCUUGGCCAAGCUGAGGUGGACGGCUGCUUUACGGGUGCGAUUCUUUGCAUGCUUGCCUUCCCAAGGGGACAGCUCUGCGUUUGGGAGGCAAAACGAGGCCAGCUGGUGGACAGGACAUUCUGGCAACAGGCCGACACACCGCCCUUAGCUUCUUUGGAGGUCAUGGAAGAGGCGCGCCCAACACCCACGGUGCUCGGCGCAACUGAUAGCGAGGCUGAGGGAAAGUUUGGGCUGGCAAGGUGCGCCGAUGAGUUGGCAACCUCCACGGGGCUGGUCCUCUCUGCACUCACAGCCCUUGUGACCGCUGAGCCGCGAGCCGGCGAGGAGACAGUGAUUCUGAUCUUGUGCAUGUUUGCGCUGGACAGCCUCUCCUGGGCCACUGGCAAGAUCUUCCAGUACGAGGCGCUGCUCAUUGCAGAGGAGCUUGGAUGGUGCUACCUUCUGAUCUCCUUCGUCACCACAACUGCAGAGAUCGUGGUGGAAUUCAUCGCCUCGGCGCUCACACCUCUCAUACACGCUCGUGUGGAGGGGAGGCGAAGCAGCCGCAGCCUUGCGUGUUUGGCAACGAAGGCAUACGCUGGGAGUAACUUAGUCGCGCUGGUGGUGUACCCGGCCCUGGGGGCAAUGAUCCACUUAGCCGGUGAUGGUUUGCAUACUGGUGAUUGUGCGGACCUUGCAAUACAGCUUCUGCAACCAGGUGGGAGACCAAGCGCUGGAGAUGAGUCGGCCCUGCUGGCUGCGCAGCUUCCGCGGAACUUGGCUUUGCCUCCUUAG